Messenger RNA from Nerophis lumbriciformis (worm pipefish), 1794 nucleotides. Lineage: Eukaryota; Metazoa; Chordata; Actinopteri; Syngnathiformes; Syngnathidae. The record is from RefSeq and is a predicted model, not a curated record.
AUGGUCACGGCACCCCGAAAAAGCGCAGCCCCGCCUCCUGCGCAGUUUCGACAAGGAUCAAACCACCAGCGUGCGAACCUUUGGGUGACCCGCGGCAAAUCUUUCUCUCUCUGUGGCUCAGUGGAGGCCGUGGUGGAGUUCGACUAUGAGGCCCAGCAGGACGACGAGUUGAGCCUGAGCGUGGGCGACGUCAUCGUGAACAUACGGCGAGACGACGGAGGAUGGUGGGAGGGCGAGCUGGGCGGCCGCAGGGGGCUCUUCCCUGACAACUUUGUAAGGGAGAUCAAGAAAGAGGCAAAGAGGGAUGGAGGGCAAGCCAAAGCGGACCUGGCCAACGGACGGGCAAGUCCUGUGUCUGAGGCCGCCACCAGACCGGCCAAGAAAGGGGACCAGAUCCGUAAGCGACGCUGCAAAGCGGCCUUCAGCUACGUGCCUCAACAUGAAGACGAGCUAGAACUAAAAAUUGGCGACAUCAUCGAAAUCGUAGCCGAGGUAGAGGAAGGCUGGUGGGAAGGCGUCCUUAAUGGCAAAAGCGGCAUGUUCCCCUCCAAUUUCACCAAAGAGAUCUUAUUGGACGCCGACCCCGAUACGCCCGCCUCGCAAGAGGAGCCCCUUGCCGCCCGCAACAGUAAGAACAGCCCCGGGAGCGAAAGCGACGGGGGUGACGCUCGAUCUGAAACUGGAUCUGGAGAAAUCCAGCCCAAAAAGGUGAGAGGAUUCGGCUUUGGUGACAUCUUCAAAGAUCAGCCCAUCAAGCUGCGCCCGCGAUCUGUGGACAUGGAGUCAGACGGGGAUAAGGUCGCCGAUUGGAAGACUGCAAACUCGGCGCCCACCGACAACAUGAAGGGUGACCCGGACAGUCGAGGAAAAGGUCGAGAACUGUGCAAAGUUCUCUUCCCGUAUGAAGCGCACAACGAGGACGAGCUAACCAUCAAAGAGGGCGAAAUCAUCACCAUCGUCACUAAGGACUGCGCCGACACGGGCUGGUGGAUGGGCGAAAUCGGCGGCAGGCAAGGCGUCUUCCCGGAUAACUUCGUUAAACUCCUCGAAAACGAGAAAGAGAGACCAAAGAAGCCUCCACCCCCCGGCGCGCCGGUCGCCAAACCCCCGACGGCGGAGAAAAAGUCGGAUGUGAAGAAAGUUCCUCCGGAGCGGCCCGAGCACCUGCCGCAAAGAGAACAGGAUCGAGGUGACGAAGUGGUCAAGCCCCCCCUUCCGACUGUCCUCCCCAAGAAAGUUUUUCCUCCUAAAACGUCAAAUUCCUCAUCCGCUACCCAACAACCCCCGAGACGCCCUGAGAGACCCCCCACCCUUGCGUGCGAAAGCCCCAAAUCUGAGGGCGGGGCUUCGACACCUGAACCUGCCCCUGACAAGUCUCAAAACAUGGAUUUGGACCUGGACGCGGUGGUUCCCACGGCAGAGAAGCUCAGUCACCCCACGGCGUCGCGGCCCAGAGUCACCGACCGUCGGCCUCGCUCGCAAAUCAUCAUUUCGGUACCUGAGAGUAAACCUCAAGUCACUACCAAGCCGUCGGCUCUGCUUCCCGCAUCGCCGCCUUCCCCCUCAGCGCUUUCCGGCCCAGCCCCGGAGCUGCGGCAGACGUCGCCCGUGACGGCGCCCUCGCUGGAGGACCUGAGGAAACAGCUGCGAGAGCUGCGCGGCUCCGUGGAGCUGCUCAAGACUCAGCACAGGCAGGAGAUGAAGCAGCUUGCCGGCACGCUGGACGAGGAGAAGAAGAUACGACUCAGUUUACAGAUGGAAGUGGAGCACAUAAAGAAGAUUCUGUCCAAAUGA